Messenger RNA from Aegilops tauschii subsp. strangulata, 3552 nucleotides. RefSeq lists its product as uncharacterized. Lineage: Eukaryota; Viridiplantae; Streptophyta; Magnoliopsida; Poales; Poaceae. The record is from RefSeq and is a predicted model, not a curated record. Gene Ontology annotation, molecular function: protein binding; protein kinase activity; ATP binding. Gene Ontology annotation, biological process: protein phosphorylation.
GUUGAAUCCAUGGCUACUCGUGCCUCAGGGUGUCCAUGGCUCCAUCUCCUCGCCAUCCUGUUUCUUCUCCCUUCCAUGUUCGGUGAGGCAAAGGCCGCAGCACGGCGAGGCACUUGGUUCACAGCCCAGACAGCAGCGCUGCUCCGAUGGAAAUCCAGCCUGACAAGCAUCAGCAGCGGUUCAGCCUUGAGCACCUGGAGCCCCGGCGUCCACCCCUGCAACUGGACGGGCAUCACCUGCCGCCGUGCAGCUCAAGGCCCGUCCAUCACUGGGGUCUCCCUCCGAGGAGCUGGACUCGCCGGGCGGCUGGACGUGCUCAACUUGCAGCCGCUGUCCUUGCUCACCAGCCUUGACAUCAGCAACAACUUCCACCUCUCAGGACGGAUUCCACCGACCGUCGGCAUGCUCCCCAUGCUUUCCAUGCUGAACUUCUCCGGUAACCAGCUCACCGGAGGCAUACCUCCGGCCAUCGGAGAGCUGGGGAGCCUCACCGUGAUGGACCUCUCCUUCAAUGGCCUCUCAGGUACCAUUCCUGCAAACAUUGGCAGGCUUCAGUCCUUGCAAAGUCUCCGGUUAUACCAUAACAACUUAACCGGAAUUAUUCCUCCUUCCCUCACCAACCUAACUUUGCUCAGAGAUUUAAGUCUGUUCACAAACCAUCUUACUGGUUCGAUCCCCAUAGAGCUAGGGAGACUCACGGCUUUGGAAGAGCUAGAUUUAGCUGAUAAUUAUCUGACCGGUACUAUUCCGAGCAGCAUUGGAAACCUUACUAAACUAGGCUACUUAGGACUAUCCCAAAACUUACUUAUUGGUUCCAUUCCUCACGAGAUCACACACCUUAAUAAUCUUACCGUGCUCAUGAUAUCACAAAAUCAAUUCACGUCCACUAUCCCUGCAGCAAUCACAAACUUAACCAAGUUGCAACUGCUAGGAGCCAGCAGGAGCAACUUAAGUGGCCACAUUCCUGAACAAAUAGGAUCACUCACUGAUCUUCGUGAGGUCUACCUUUUCGGUAAUAAACUUACCGGGAGCAUUCCUCUGAGUCUCGGAAAUUUGACGAUGCUCACAUAUCUGUACCUUUACGAGAACAACUUGUCUGGGUCCAUUCCUUAUGUGCUAGGGAAUCUUGCAAACCUUCAGGAGCUUAGCCUCUCCUCCAAUGCUUUAGAUGGUGAUCUGCCAUCUAGCAUAGGAAACAUGACUUCUCUCACCUCCCUUCGCCUUCAAAACAAUAGCUUUUCUGGCACAAUCCCGGCUGAGCUAGGCAAUCUAGGGAAUUUAGUGAAUCUUUACCUCUACUUCAACAAGUUCUCUGGCUCAGUCCCUCCAAGCUUUGGAAACUUCAGGGAAAUCACAGAUUUGAGGCUGUCAGGCAAUAGACUGUCUGGACCUUUGCCUCACACAUUUUCAAACCUCACCAAUUUAGUGGACAUUGAGUUGAGUUACAACAAUCUCAGCGGACAGGUGCCUGACUUAUGCCAGGGCAAAAAACUCCAAUGGUUUUCCGCAACUACCAACCAAUUUAGUGGAUCCUUUCCAGGAAGUUUCAAGGACUGCAGCUCCUUAGUCAUCCUCGACAUCAUGUACAAUCAGAUGGAUGGAGAUAUAGCACAACAGCUUGGGGUGUACCCACAUCUGAAAUUUGUUGGGUUAACUUCAAACAAACUGCACGGUCAGCUUUCAACAGAUUGGGGUUCAUGCGGUAACUUGACAGAACUGCGUUUAGGAGGAAACGUGAUUACUGGUCAUAUACCUCGUGAGCUCACAAAGCUAACCAAACUCAGAAAACUCGACCUCCAUUUGAAUAGGUUGACAGGGGAGAUACCUCCUGAAAUUGGCAAACUAGUCAACCUAUAUUUGCUAGACUUAAGCCAAAAUGAUCUAUCUGGAAGCAUUCCUCAAAACAUUGGUCAAAUGGAUGUUCUUGAGGUUCUCGACCUGUCAAGCAAUCAACUAGAUGGAAGAAUACCAGAAGAAGUUGGGAAAUGUGCGAGACUACAGUCCAUGAAACUGAACAACAACAACAGCUUAAACGGCAGCCUUCCUGGUUCCAUAGGCAAACUGAUUCACCUACAGACAACACUUGAUGUCAGCCAUAACAACCUAGAUGGUGCCAUUCCUCCAGAAAUAGGAAAUCUAGAUAUGUUGGUAAGCAUAAACCUCUCCCACAAUCAAUUCAGUGGAAGCAUUCCUGCCACGGUAGCAGGACUCCGAAGCAUGUCCGUAUUUGAUGUGUCCUACAACAGAUUACAAGGCACAGUUCCGGGAAGGAUCCAUAAUUCCUCGGCAGAAUGGUUUGUUCACAAUAGAGGUCUCUGCGGGGAGCUGGCUGGCCUUCCGUCUUGUCAUUCUUCUGCUGCAAAUCAUCAGAAAAAGGACCACAUCCUCAUGUUAAAAGUGGGUGUCCCUGUUUUUGUGGCUAUUACUUGUAUAGCUGCAUGCAUCUUCUUCGUUUUGAUUUUGAGGAAGAAAUCCUCUUCUAGAGAAAGUGCCAUUGUAAAGAGAGGGGACCUCUUCUCCAUAUGGAACUUCGAUGGUAAAAUAGCUUUUGAGGAUAUCAUCAAUGCAACGGAUAAUUUUGAUGAAAAACAUUGCAUUGGAGAGGGGGGAUUUGGUAAUGUCUACAAGGUGGAUCUCCCAGAUGGACAAGUGGUUGCAGUGAAGAAGCUUCAUCCUAUUGAGGAAGGGAUGCAUGAUGAGCAAUGCUUUCGUCGUGAGAUUGAAGUACUAACAAAAGUCCGUCAGCGCAGCAUUGUCAAGCUGUAUGGAUUCUGUUCCCAUACGCAGUACAGGUUCCUGGUUUGCCAAUACAUAGAAAGGGGGAGUCUAGCCUCAAUCCUGAACAACAAUGACCAAGCAAUCCAAGUUGAUUGGCAGAAAAGAGCAAUUCUCAUCAAGGAUGUUGUGCAAGCUAUUUCCUACCUACACCAUGGCUGUGAUCCACCUAUAAUCCAUCGGGGCAUAACGAGUAGCAACAUUUUGCUAGAUUCUGAAUACAAGGCCUUUGUCUCGGACUUUGGCACGGCAAGGAUAUUGAAGCCCGAUUCAUCGAACUGGACCGCGCUGGCGGGGACAUACGGCUACAUCGCACCUGAACUUUCUUACACGCCCUUGGUCACCGAGAAAUGCGAUGUCUACAGCCUCGGCGUUGUGAUGCUGGAGGUGCUGAUGAGGAAGCAUCCAGGAGAAUUACUAAACAGACCUGCAGCUGCGCAAGAACAAGACAUGAUACUUCAAGAGCAUCUCGACCGCCGUCUUCCCACGCCCAAGACCGACGAGGCGCAGGAUAUCAAUCGGCUAAUAUCGGUGGCGUUUCAGUGCCUACAAGAUUCCCCUCAUGAGAGGCCAGACACGCAGCAGAUCCAUCGAGCUCUCGGUGUAUGAAUGGAUCCUGAUUCCCUGAGUUGCAUAAAUUGUGGUCACAUACUAGUACAGUAGUACUGCACUGAACAUGCUCGGCCGAGCGAAUCUUCAAGUCUUGAUGAUUAAUAAGCUGUAAAUCAGGUAGGCACGACGAGCAAAAGAUUGAUGCAUUGCAUUGUUAUAUGGUCG